Molecule: messenger RNA, 1552 nt
Organism: Hydra vulgaris (swiftwater hydra)
Lineage: Eukaryota; Metazoa; Cnidaria; Hydrozoa; Anthoathecata; Hydridae
Product: DAP3-binding cell death enhancer 1
Molecular function (GO): protein binding
Source: RefSeq, a predicted model, not a curated record
UAGUCGAGUAAAUGAAAAUUAUCGUUUAUCGUUUUAUCGUAUCGUAUCGUUUUUACCUUGAAGUGCCGCAUGUGACAUUACCUUUGGAAUAUUAGUGAACUUUUUUCAUUCAUCAGUUCAUAUAAUGUUCAGAAGAAUACUUUCUUUAUUACCUAAUAAGCCUUGUUUUAGAUCAGUUGCAGUUAAUCAACCCAUAGAUGAAGAUAUUUUAAGAUCAAACUUUAAAAAAAAAGAUUUUUCCAAUGAAUUUGGAGAACAGAUCAAGAAGAGAAAAUUCUUUACAUUUAAAAGGACUUCAGAAGAUCUUUAUAUAUGGUGUAGCAGUAUUAUUGGUGUGUCAAGCAUUAUUUAUUGGCAUAAAUGGUUUAACCAAAGCCCUUCUCACAAAAAGUUUGAUGAGGAAAUACUUAAUAUUUUGAAAAAGUUAAGUUUGGAGAAUAAUAUUGUCUUAGCAGUAAAUCCUGGUUCCAAAAUUUAUGAAGAUCCUUCUGCAUCUUUAAAGAAUUUGUCUCUUGAAGAAGUUAGUGAUAAAACUUGGGAAUGUGUAAAGGCUAACUUUAAGAAAACUGUUGAUGAAUGUUCAGCUUUGUUAUAUAAUAAAUUGGCAAUGCAAAUAUCAAGAAGUAGUAAUCAUAAAACGGCUUUCGAUUUGUUUUUAAAAGCAUCAGAAAAUGGCAGUAUUGCGUCUUUAUAUAAUAUUGGUCUUUGUUAUGAGUUGGGACAUGGAGUAAAUCUGUCAUUAGAGAAGGCAGCUGAAUACUACAAGCUUGCUGCCGAUAAAGGUCAUUUAAGAGCAAUGUACAAUCUUUCAUCCUUGCAUUACCAAGAAUUGGCAAAUAAAUUUAACAAUAGUGAAACAGGUUUUUAUUAUAUGAAGUUAGCUGCAGAUAAUGGUCUUGUAAAGGCUCAGUUAAAGUUAGCUCUCAUAUAUACAGAAGAAAAAAAGUAUUGUAAUGCUGUUAAAUAUUUUGAAAUGGCUGCAAAUCAAAAUGAUGCGGAAUCUUUGUAUUAUUUAGCAAUAUGUUAUGACAAUGGUUUUGGCGUGAAACAAGAUACUAAAACGGCGAUGUUACACUAUAAAAAAGCUGCGGAGAUGGGUUACGCAGGUGCCCAAUAUAUUGUAGGACAUCGUUAUAAAAAUGGUCACAAAGAGUGUCCAAAGGACUUGGUUAGUGCUUUAAAAUGGUAUAAAUUAGCUCAAAAAUCUGGUUACAAGAACAUAGAAGAAUGCAUAGAGCUUUUGGAAUACGAAAUCAAACAACAUAGUGAAGAGAUUUUAUUGGAUGCGUUAGAUUUAAAUCCUAUAAAGAAGUUUAUUUUUCCAGUUGAAAAACACAUCAAAGCAAUACAUAAGUCUUCAUCAGCACCUUGUUUAAGACCAUGUUGAUGAUAAAAAGGAAACUUUAUCAAUUAUGAGCAACGACACGAUGGUUUUCAUCCUCAUCUAGAAUAUUAUAUAACCCUAAAAUUAUAUCUAUAAUUUUAAAAAAAUUACAAGACUUAGCUAUUACUAGCUAUGUAAAUAUUGCUAAAGAUCAUCUUGAUCUGUUUA